AGGAAACGGUGUAUGGUGUGACGCAGGCGGUGAUGACUGUGUUGCGCCAUUCUACCAACCCCGCCUUCAUCACCACCGUUCUGGGACACCUCAAGGUGUCCACGCUGGAGGAGGCGGAGCUGCGUCUGGAACAGCAUCUUUGGUCCAUCCUCCACAAGCAUUUACAAGUUGAACUCCCUCCCGAUGUGGCCGAGGAGCUUGCCACCCUGCCACUCCUUCCUCACUCCUCGCCUUCGCGUACCUGCACCACCAGGGAAAGGAGUAAUCAUGAGGAUGGAACUUGCCCCACAGACUUGCUUCCUGCACCUGAGGACUGUAGUCAGCUCCUCACCUCCCUCCCGUUGGGUGGGGAGUUGUUUGGCUCCGCCACAAAUUCUUCUCAGGGACACUGCGAGCCUCAAGGGGAGGAUUCUAAUCUAUUACAGUUUGAUCUUGCUUUGGUGGCGGCAUCCGAACCUAUCUCUCAGGGACAUGAACUUAGCUUAGAAGGGAGGGCAGCUGAAAAUCAUGUUCAAAGUGACAUUGAAAGACUGUGUGGCCAGGUGUUGUCCAACAGUGCACGUGAGGAACCUGAAGGACAUCAUCCCUUGGAAUGUAGCAGACUAGAUGGCAGUGCAGCUGAAUAUCAUGUUCAAACUGACAUCGAGAGACUGUGCAAUCAGGUGUGGUCAAACAGUGCACAGGAAGAUCUCGUAGAGGGUCAUUCUACACUGUGUAACUCUCCAGUGACUUCUCCCAGGCAACCUGAGGCCAUGGCUAUUCACUCACCACCUGGCCCAUCACCUGACUGUCAUGAAGAAGUCUUCGAGAGGUCUCAGGAUCAGAAGACCGAGAUAGAAAAACAGGAACCUCAUCAGUUAGAUGGAGAGAACGACAGCAGUCCUGCCGCUGCCAAGAACAAGAUCUUGAAGGUAAUGCAGCUUCUCUCUGGGACCAUCGAGGAGGGAGAGGAUUUAGCAUCUCAAAAUAAGAGAAUCGAAGAAGCACUAGAAAACUUAUCUUAUUCCUUAGCCUUAGACACCCAAACGCAGCCUUACUCUCUGACACCAUCGUCCUUAACUCAGAGCUCCAUUGACAUCCACCCUAAAGAAGUGACGGAUAAUGACCAGGAAAAGAAUGUCGGAGCUGAGCCUGUCAAGAACCAGAUCCUGGAAGCGCUUGCUUUGCUUUCAAGCACUCUGUCUUUGCCUGUUUCACUCCAGACCUGGUCUCAGACACCGCCAUCCUCCUCCUCUCAGGGCUCACCCUCCCGUCAACUUCUCUCUGGACUUUCGCAGGAAUGCAGGACGGAGCACGAACCUCCCCGUUUACAAGAAUCUGAUACUCUGAUAUCAGUAGUUAAUAGAGAAGUUCUAGACAUCGAGAGAGUGGCGCCUCGGGUUGACCAACGCCCGCUAAAUGACACAGCCUGCAUGGUCCCCAACCCCACACCAGCUCUCAGAGUCAGACGCGAUCUGUGGUCUGGCGAACAGACCACCGUGACAAGUGAGACGAGACAUGUCUCUGGCUGUCAUAGUUCUUCCCAAGGUAAGGGAGAUGAUGGAGAUGAACCUCAGGCCAACGCAUGGCCAUGGCCAUUAGCCAGCGGUAGCGGUGAAGAGAGCUGGUCCAUCGUAGUUCCUGAUGCUAACCCUCGGAGUUUGUUUUGUAAUGAAGUAGAAAGAGACAAGAGGAGUGCCAUCAACCUUCAUGAAGAGAGAGUCAGGGUUGAAGAGGCUAGUCAGCCGUUCCUUGCGGAAAGUAGCACGUGGGACAUCCUGCUCAGCAAUAAUGACGGAGACACUGAAUAUGCAUCAUCCGUCUGGAACACUGAGAUUUCUGAAACGUCCGAGGUGGCACAGCCCAAUCUAGCACUCGAGGCAGGGCCCAGCAGGCUCUCCAUCGUCCAGCGAGAGAAGCACCUCUCCUCACAGCCAUCGCUGCCACCUACGUCCAGUCACGCCGUGCCCCAGGUUACACAGAAAAGGAAAAGAAACAAGUCUUUGGAUAAAAGUCUUUGCCGACCUCCGACCAAAAGAAUGCGUGUCCCGAAGCCCAAGGCAGCAGUCAGACUCUGCCACGAGCCGGCCGCUACGUCUUCCCGGAGGAAGGCGCCAGCGGCCCACCAAGGAGGAGGAGGUGGCUGCCUUUCCACUACCAACGCAGAGCACAGCCAGAAAUAACACUAGUUUCACUCCCUCCACCGCAAACACAGCCACGCCUCAAACCGCAAACGUCAGCGUCACCGCGAUCUCCACGUACGUCACCACCACCUUCACCACCACUGUUAUCACAGCCACCACCACCACCAUCACAACCACCACCACUGCUAUCUGACGCCAUCGCAACACAAGGGAAAUUGUCGGAUACUUUUGGACAUGAAACAGACAUCCUCCACAGGAAUAGACACCACCGCCAACACAACCACGAACACCAACAUCAGCACCAACACCAACAACAUAGACAACAAAAACAAAAUCAAUCACAACAGUUACAGCAGCAACGACCACCACCCCCACCACAACAGCAGCAGAAAAAGAAACAACAGCAGAAGCAGGUACAACAGCAACGACCACUACCCCCAAAAAAGCAGCAGAAAAAGAAACAACAGCAACAGCAGAAGCAGGUACAGCAGCAACGACCACUACCCCCACAACAGCAGCAGAAAAAGAAACAACAGCAGCAGCAACAACAACAACAUCAAAAACAACAGCAGCAACAACAACAACAACAACAACAGCAGCAGCAGCAGCA
Portunus trituberculatus (swimming crab) is the source of this 2733-nucleotide messenger RNA. RefSeq lists its product as uncharacterized. The record is from RefSeq and is a predicted model, not a curated record. The coding region runs from base 33 to 2162 and encodes 709 amino acids. The transcript is spliced from 2 exons. NCBI's taxonomy places the organism in Eukaryota, Metazoa, Arthropoda, Malacostraca, Decapoda, Portunidae.